Rhagoletis zephyria (snowberry fruit fly) is the source of this 3098-nucleotide messenger RNA. RefSeq lists its product as uncharacterized. The record is from RefSeq and is a predicted model, not a curated record. Lineage: Eukaryota; Metazoa; Arthropoda; Insecta; Diptera; Tephritidae.
GGUUUUGAUAAAUUUCUUUUACAAACGAAAAUAAAGAAAAAUUUUGAGAAUCUGGUUAAAGAGGCGACUGUUCAUCAAUUUCUGCGAUUAUUUUUGUUUUAUACAUUAUCUUUCGUGAAUGCAGCUCAAAGUGAUAAGAUCCCUGUUAUGGCAUUAAAAGUGAUUUCGCUAUUUUUCGCAUGUUAUCUGCAAUUGUUGCUGCAUCAGCAAUAUCCAAAUUUGGUUGCUGGCGAAAGUGUUGCAAGUAUAACGUCAUCAUUGCCAAAUAAUGGCUCUAAUAUUCCCAUAAUAAAGUAUCAAAUUACAAAUACGCCUAAUGUCGGCAAGAGGUUACUUCAGGAUGUGAUAAAUGGAACUACAGGCAAAGAAACUGGUGAUAAAGUGCAGAGUCGCAAAAUAACAAACACGGAAAAUGUACCAAAACCGACAGAAAUGCAAGACUCCUUAAAGGGAGAUAUUGUUGCACCGGCAUUAUCAAUAAAUUCCAAUAGAACCGGUCCAAAUUUAGUUGAGAUCGCACCAAGUAUAGUUGUAGAUAUGAAUACCCUUCAAUCUAAUAGAUCAAAUUCAAUUAAGUAUAAUGCCACUAAAAGUGACAACAUUACUACAGGUAAUCAAAACCAUACCAAUGAAGGCAUUUACAUAAAUUCCACAAAAUCUUUGAAUCCAACAAGCGUAGUAAACAAAACUAUAACAACUACACUUGCACCCGCAGCUGCCAAAAAUGAUGUUGUUGCGCAAACUGGUAAUGAUACCCUCGAAGUAAGAUCUACAAAAAGCACAAUCACAAACACUACAACUACGACCAAAAUAAUGCCAACAACGACCAAAACAAAACCAACAACAACAACCACUACCACGCCGAAACCCAAAAAACCAAGCAUAACAUUUGGAUUAGGCGAUUUUCCACAUUUGCCAGGAGAACCAUUCGUUAACAAUAAAAAGCCAGAAUCAUCUAGCUCUAAAUUGCCAGAAUUAAGCGAGCCUGUCGUACUACCAGAUGCGCAGCCAUCAAAAGAAUUAAACAACGGAUUCAAUUAUCAAAGCAGCCGCGAUAUUAUUGUACCUAUUAUGACAGUCCUCUUCACAAUACCUUUGGCAAUAGGAGUGGUAAUUACCACUUAUCGUCGCUUCCGCGAUUGUUGGUCAACGCGACAUUAUCGCCGAAUGGAUUUCUUGGUCGAUGGCAUGUACAACGAUUGACAACUGAUUACCGAAGAAUGUACCAAUGAUGCGGUGCAGAAGUAUGAUGCGGGGGCAGAAGUUGAAAACGCUGUAGACGUUGCUCAGCAAUUAAUGCAGUAGCGCACAAUUAUAACAAUUUAAAGAAGUUGUAGUAUUUUUAAGAGUGAGAUUCACUAUAAGUUUAUACGAAUUUUCAAUGUACUUUAAACAUAUUGAUACGUGUACUAUAUAUUUCAGAAAAAAUUUUAAAUUGCUUUAAGUCUUACACUUAAUGAAUGCAUUUAAUUUAAAUGUGAAAAAGAAAAAUGUCACACUUAAGAGCAUGUUAUAUCUAGAUUUCAAAAUUUGUAUAUGGCCAAAUUUUGUUCGUAAGAUCUUUUCUAUAGAAUUAUGGUACAUACUCGUAAUUGCGGAUAUUGAAUUUUAUUACGAAAAUCAAUGAUAUACAUAGUAAUACAAAUCAUAAGUUCUUAGGAUAUUUUGCAAAGCAAACUCUCAUGUAAUCAUUUUAUUUAUGUAUGUACGUGUAGUACUCAAACCUUGCAAUUAUUAUAAAAAAAAAACAUUUUUUUUUUAAGCUUGAAAACUUAAAGGGCAUUUCCAUGUAAUUCAAUUGAAAGAAGCAUUUAUGCAAAUUAUGAACAACCGUUAUCGAUUCGCCACUUCUCUGUCCGCUAUGUUUGAGUUCCGGUCGCUAAGCGAAAAAUUUUGCAUCUGAAAGCAACAACAAAGUUAGCUAGCGAGUUUGGUUGUACCGCAUUGAGUUCGUUCGUUUCGCUACUAGCUAACUCUUGCCGAAUCGAUGACGGCUAAUAUAUACUUUGAACGUUAGAUAAGCUAGAUAUAUACCUAUUUUUCCAAAUGAUCCACAUUAUUUGAAAAUUUAGACUUUAAAUUAGGCUUCCAUAUACUCCCAAUUUCAUUGUUUUUCGGAAUCAAAAUAAUAUUGUAAUCAUUUCUAUUUAUGCGACAAUAAUUUUAGAAACUAAAUUUUGAUACAUACAUACCUAUAUAUGUAUGUAUUUAUUCAAGUAAUAUUAAAGCAAUGGCAUACAUAUACUUCUGUGUAUGUACAUAUGACCAUUACAAAUUAAAUGUAACAAAAAAUGCGUUUUUAGGCACAAAAGUGUUCGAUUAUAAUAUUUUUUUAGAUUUUGUUUAACCAAUUUAUCGAUGUUUUUUAUCCAUAUACAUAAUUUUGAAAUAACAUUAAAACUCAAUGGAUUACACUCUGAGUUAAGCAUGAAUUUAACUUACAGUAAAAAAAAAAUAAAAUAAUAAUAAAAAUCGAACACCAUCACGCAAAAGUUUGUUACGUUUAAUUUGCAAUGGCUACAUCUGAAUGUUCGUACGUUAUUAGAGAAAUUGUAGAUUUGACAGUGCCUUAUAAUAUGUAGUAAUUGGCGAUUUUUCAUUUAGGAAAGAAAAACAUAAGUCCAAAGGUGAAUUUGCCUUGAUAAGUCCAUUAAAAAUAUAAAAGCAAACAUAUAUGUAUAUGUAUAUAACUGUGGUCAUAUGGAAUAGUAGCUGAAUUCGGGAGGCUGGCUUUAGUAUAAUGUGCCUUUGAAGAGCUCUUGGCAAAUAAACAUGAUAGGAAUAGUUCUGUUGUUAGCAAAUUAAUAUUCUCGUUGUCAUCAAUCACAUUGUACUAAAGCCAGCCUCCCGACUUAAGCUACUACUAUGACCAAAGAUAUGUAUGUAUUUCAGUUACUCAUGAAAUCAAAGAAUAUAUGAGGUGUAUGUACAUACACGUGCAUGUACAUAAUAUGGCUCAUGUAUAAAUAAAUAAAAACGUAAAAAUAUGUGUAUUAAAAAUUAUUAAGACUUACAUACGUAGUAUAUUCAUGUACUUUAAAAAUACCGGCUGAAUAAAACAAAAAUAAAAAUUAAAUCCCUAUUUUAAAUAUUUUAAA